This is a messenger RNA of Penicillium taxi, 1899 nucleotides long. Its product is annotated as alkaline phosphatase family protein. The transcript is spliced from 4 exons. Bases 1 to 1899 code for a protein of 632 amino acids. Lineage: Eukaryota; Fungi; Ascomycota; Eurotiomycetes; Eurotiales; Aspergillaceae. The record is from RefSeq and is a predicted model, not a curated record.
AUGGUAUCCCUGCGGCGGGCUAUCACAGCCACUAGCUCGGCGACGAUCCGGCUCUCAACAUUCGUCUUUCUGAGAUGGAUACCCGGACACCAUUUUGUACCCAUUGUAUUAUCUUCAUUGGUUGUCUAUCUGUCAUCAUUGUUCUUGUUCAAUGAUCAACCCAUCGACCGUGCCAAGAACACCAAGGGCUCUAGGACAAAAAGCGCAAAAACAGAGAAAUCUUCAUCCGGCAGUUCCGCGCUUAAGACCCUAUUGACCGGAGUUCCUUCCAAGCGGUCAUCACUUUGGACAUGGAUAACAGCGCUGAUCAAUGUCUUUUUGGCUUUACUAGCAUUUGACUUCUUAUUGAGAGGCUUUCUAGUCUAUUCAGCCGCUGAUGUGGCAUUUUCACGCAUUGGAUAUGUUUCACCAACGACGGCAAACUUGCUCUUCCGUGAGCCAAAUACAGCCCAUCUACCAGUGGUUGUAUCAUAUCAAGAAGUCUCAGCCGACUCCGAAUGGAUCGAAGAAGGGACCCACCGACUAUACCACAACUGUGACUCUGAAGCAGCUCAAGCCUUCAACCCAGUACAGAUACUCGCUGUCCAACAACAAGACUGGCACUUUUUUCACUUCCCCCAGCCUGGGUCCUUGGAGGCAAAUAGACUCACAUUUGCCACAACGAGCUGUUUAAAGCCAAACUUCCCAUACGACCUCUUCUCACAUCCCUUGCGGGUUCAUGGAAUUGAGCAGAUGACAGAAGUCUUUGGGAAGCUACCAGCACUCCUCCGACCAGCAUUCAUGCUAUUCCUCGGAGAUUUCAUCUACAUCGAUGUUCCUUUCCGCUUCGGGUCUUCCUUGGAUCAUUAUCGCAGCGAAUAUAGACGCAUAUACUCGUCUCCAUCGUGGAUGGCCAAGGCAGCAGGCGGCACAGCCAUUGACCUACCCUGGAUCCAUACUUUAGAUGACCACGAGAUUGAGAAUGACUGGUCAAAGGGCAACAAGACUGCGCCAUAUCCAGCUGCCGCUGACCCAUUCAUUCACUAUCAUGUGAGCGCGAACCCCCCAGUUCCCGCAAAUUCAUAUGCGGACCCAGACGACGUUACAUACUUCUCGUUCGUAAACGGUCCAGCCUCGUUCUUCAUGCUAGACACAAGGACCUACCGCUCCGAGCCAUCUCAAAAAGAUUCCUCUAUCCUCGGAUACGCACAGCUGCAGUCUCUCUUAACAUACCUCGCAACCCCAGAGCCAGAAGGCGUACGUUGGAAGUUCAUUGCAUCUAGCGUCCCCUUCACUAAGAACUGGCGUGUCGGUACCAAAGACACAUGGGGUGGCUUCCUGAACGAACGCCGCACAGUCUUCGAAGCAAUGUGGCGCGCCGAGCGAGAGCUAGGUGUUCGUAUCGUCCUACUCAGCGGUGACAGGCACGAGUUCGCCGCAUCGCGCUUCCCAGACCCCUCAAUUGCUCUGUCGAAGAAUGAGUUCCAGCCCAAUACUGCCGGACAUGGUCUGCAUGAAUUCAGUGUUGGUCCUCUGAGCAUGUUCUACCUCCCCAUUCGAACAUAUCAUCAAACAGACAGCGAGGACGUGGCGGUGAAAUACGCCCCAGAUGGAAAUAGCAAGUUUGGGCUGAUUGAGAUUGUCGACGGCGUUGAUGAUGAUCACUCUCGUAGUUCUCUGCUUACUUAUUCGCUCUAUGUGGAUGGUGAAGCCGUCUGGCAGUAUCGUUUGAGUGUUCCAAUUGAAGCUGCUGCUAACUCCGCUAAGCAUUACUUGCCGCCAGGUCGUGUUCUUGAGGAUAAGCUGUCUAGUCAGGGCUGGAACCUUGUGUUCGAGAGUGAAGUUGCAAACCAGGUAGUGAAUAAGGUCACGAACUGGUAUUAUGACGUUCUGGACAGAGUUACUGGGGUGGUUGAUUAA